ACCAACUCAUUUCUGUGUUGAGUGACGAACUAUUGAAACCGAAAAUUGAAGUCAUUCAUAGCGAAAUGAACAGAGGUUUUCAGUCCAAAAUGGUUUCUUCGAGAAUUUUGAAGAACAUAAUAUUCUAUUGUUUGGGUGUUUUGUUGUUGAUAAGCAAAUCAAAUACGAUCAGUGCGAUAGAUGAAGUUGGUGGUUUGAAAGUGAAUGAAUUUGUUGUGGCACCUGAAAUUGAAGCAAAAUUGGGUGAAUUAUCAAAACAUGUGAAUGUUCCGCGAUCAUGGAGAAUCGAUCUCAACUUGGAAUUUAUCAACAAUCACAAAUUACAUGAAAAUAUAACAUCAAUGUUUGAAUAUUAUAAUAAAGUCUUCCAUGUGAUGCUACUGAUGUUUUUCGGCAUUUCAUGUGAUUGGAAGAAAAUUCAAACGAUAUUACGAUUUCCUGUCGGCCCGGUCAUUGCCGCAUUCUGUCGCUGGAUCUAUGUGCCUUUAGCUUGCUAUAGCCUUGGUUUAUUAUUAUUCAAAGAUAAAAUACCAUUGCGAAUGGGGCUGUUUUUGACUGCACUCAAACCCACUGGCGCUUUCUCCACCGCGUGGACAAUUAUUUUAAACGGAAACAUUGACUUAUCCGUCACAAUAUGCGUUGUUAACACCGUGUUAUCGUAUGGAAUGACCACUUUUUGGCUGUCGACGCUAGUUAAGCAGAUCAGCGAUAACGUUGAUAUCGAGAUUAUAACGCCUUUUCUCAGUUUCAAUCGAACCAUAAGUUACACAAUCGUUCCGCUUGCCGUGGGUAUACUGCUUCAGUACAUUUUUCGGCGACAGUACACAAGAUAUUCACGGAAUAUUUUGAUGUGGACAGCAACCACAUAUGUUUUUUCGAAUAUUUUGUACACAAUUGUGCUGGAUACAAUAAUCUUUUUUUCAUUUCCAUUUCCCAUGUUUUGGCUGUUCCUUUUGAUUGGAUUCGUUGUGGCAUCAUCAUCAUACUUAUUAGGAUGGGUUUUGGCUUUAGCGUUCAAACAGGAGUAUGAAGACUGUUUGGCAAUCGCAGUUGAAUCAACCGCGCAAACUGGAGUUUAUUCGAUGAAAUCAUUGGUGAUUAAUUCAUUCUUUUUGCAAAACGAUCAGCAAGUGGCGUUGCGAAAGGAGGAAAAUGAUCAUAUCGUGAGUGAACUCAUUCCCAAACGAUGAAAUCAGCGUGUUAUCUAGUCAAUUUACCUGUGCUCGAUACAAUAUCAAUGAACGGAACCACGAAACAUUUUAUUUUCAAUUCAAAUAUUCACUUUCGAUCAUUUCUUUAUCAAUAAGUGCUGCAACAAAUAAAUCCAUUGUAUGGCUUUCGUACUGGAAAAAAGUGCAAGCGUUGGAUUAUAAAAAGAAUAUUAAUCAUCAUCCACUUAUUAUCAAUCCAAUGGAUUAGCUUUCGAGAAAAAACAAAACACAUUAUCUGUUUACGUCAUAUCUGGUGCUCAAUGUGUGUGUAUGACACCAUCGGCGUGUUACCAGUCAUUUAGUUUCGAAUAAGCAAAAAUUGGCGACUACUCUCAUUCAAUUUACACCAAUUGAUGGAGAUUGAGCAAUCGAUUGUGCAAUUGCAGAGAAGAAAGUGUAUUUUAGUUGAUUUUAAAAUUGGUUGAGUAAAAAUUUCAUCCAAAAUUUAUAAAAUUGUGAACAAAAAUGUCAAACGAAAUCAUGUCACUGAUUACAACAAUGAACACCUUCAAGGAAAAGUUUGUAUUGCUGCGGUAAUUCCCAGCAAAAUCAAAGUUAAUUAAUGGCACUAUUCAUUAUUUCACAGAGUACAGCUUUACUAUGGUUUGGCAAAACUCAUGGCAUUUUAUAUUUUUAAAUUAUUUAUUUUCUCUCUUUGGAUUGGAGUGCCCCAUUCCGAUAGAGGCAUUUAUCUACGGCAACGUUUGUUCCCAAUUUUGGGAAGCUAUAAUCAAGCGAAUUUGACAGAUACAUUUGUUUAAAAGUCAGAAAAAUGGUGAAAAAUGAGGAUAAUGGUUGAAAAAUCAACGCUUUUCAUCUUUGCAGAGGUUAUCUUGCAGUUAAUAUUAUAAUAUUUUAUUCCAUUUUGAUAAAUAUUUCUAGCUUUAACCCUAAAAUAAAUCGUAAUUGCUUACAAACCGUAUUUUCACUUUUAUUUUGCUAAAUUUUGUAAACAAGACAACAAUAGAUUGACAUCUGCUGUCAAAUUCACUUUGUCGUGCGUCAUUCACACAUGAUGCUUUGACUGUUUGUGGUCACAUAGAAUCACAGGGGAAUCUUAUUCCUAGAAAUCGGUAUUAAAUCCAAUCGAAAUGAAUUAUUGUUUCGGAAAGCCAAAAAAUCAGAAUUAAAAUAUUUCAUAAAAUCAAAUAUAUCGUCUUGUAACUCAGUUCUUUGGUCAAGCGAAAACAAUCGUUUGUCAACGGUCAUUAUGAAUUACGACAGACCACGUCAACAAUACUUAUCCGCUUGUUUCGGAUGAGUGAAUGCUGCAACACAUGCGCAAAUACUGUAUGUUAUUUGUCUUACGACUGCGCUGUAUACACUAGUGCACUACUGUAUUACUCAUACUUUGCAACGAUCUUGUUUUGAAUGAUAUCAAAAGUUGUU
Molecule: messenger RNA, 2600 nt
Organism: Sitodiplosis mosellana (orange wheat blossom midge)
Lineage: Eukaryota; Metazoa; Arthropoda; Insecta; Diptera; Cecidomyiidae
Exons: 6
Coding region: 66-1190 (374 amino acids)
Cellular component (GO): membrane
Source: RefSeq, a predicted model, not a curated record